CGAAUCGGAUCGGCGCGAAGCCGGCUUUUGCAUCAGAAGCGUGUUCGCUCGGUUCGAAAGAGGAUGAAAGUGUUGUGCUCCGUGCCGUUGCCUUUAUUGUUCAGUUUGCGUUUUCAUUGAAAUUGUUAAUUUUUACUGUUGUCAAUUGCCAUUUUGUUAAUCAGUGUUUAUAAAAUUUACUAUUCGUUGAACAAUCGCUAUGGACGAUUCGGUAUCCGAGCAGCAGCAGAGCUUCUCCGCGUCGAUGGAAUUUGCGAACAGAAAGCGCCGUCAUUCCGCAACUCCUAGCGAUGUCCUUGAAGUAGAUGAGACCAGCAAUCAGUCCUCGCUCAAAACAACGCCUUACAAAUCUCCCGCGGAUCGCGAGUUCCAGGAAGCCAUUUCUCGGGAUCGGCUGCGUCGUUUGGAAUUCCUCGAGGGACAGUUUUCGCAAUUUGCCAAUUUUGCCGAACAGCGUAAGCAAGCACGGCCUCCGAAAUUUGGCCGUGUCGCUGAGGACUCGAACAACAACAACAGCAAGCGCCCCUUUAGAGCCCGGAAAUCGCAUCUGCAACGGGAGGACAGUGACAAUGGCGGUCAGGAAUCGUUUCAGUUCACCGAAUCGCCCGAAUUCAUCAGCGGCCGAAUGCGCAACUAUCAGAUCGAAGGGCUGAACUGGCUGAUCACGCUGUUCGAGAAUGGAAUCAAUGGGAUUUUGGCUGAUGAGAUGGGCCUGGGAAAGACGUUGCAAGCGAUUUCGAUCAUCGGAUAUUUGAAGCAUUACAAAAAAAUUAACGGACCGCACGUCAUAAUCGUUCCGUUGUCUACGAUCGAAAACUGGGACCGUGAAUUUAAACGCUUCCUACCGGGAGUACGAGUGCUGCGUGGACACUGCCGCGGAGAUAAGAAAGCGUUACGCGAAGCCCUAAUUUCGUCUCGUCGAAGUUGGGACGUUGUGAUCACGGCAUACCAUUUCUUCGUUGCGGAACAUACGUACUUUAAACAGCUCAACUAUCAGUACAUAGUGCUGGAUGAAGCUCAGCGAUGCAAAAAUGAGAAAUCGCAACUAUCUCAGGCACUUCGGCGAACGAAUUAUCGUAAUUUGCUGUUCAUGACCGGAACACCUAUCAACAACAAUUUGCACGAGCUUUGGGCUUUGUUGAAUCUUCUGUUGCCGGAUUUUUUCCGUAAUUCUGAGGAUUUUGAUGAAUGGUUCAAGGUGGAAGACUGCAUCGAUCCAAACCACGAAAGGGCCGUGAGGCUAAAAAACAUCUUGCAACCCAUCAUGUUACGACGCAUCAAAGCCGAUGUCGAGGUGGAAAUUCCGCCCAAAAUUAAAACGACCCUUUUCAUUCCGCCGACCCGCCAGAUGAACUACUGGUCCAAGAAAGUGCUCUGCAGGGACGUCAGACUCUUGAAAGGAGACGGCACCUAUACCAAGUAUAUGAUGAGGAAUAUAUUUCCCCAUCUGCGUCAGGUAACUCUGCAUCCUUACCUGAUUCCUGAGGAAUCGGAGGAGGAGACUUUUGUUACUCAAGAGAUAGUUGACGUUAGUUCUCGAAUGAUUGUGUUGGACAAACUACUCGACGAACUUCACAAACGAGGAUCCCGCGUUCUGCUGUUUUCGCAGAUGGUCAUUAUGCUGAACGUGCUGGAAGAUUACAUGGAAUGGAAGGGAUACAAAUAUCACCGGAUGACGGGCACCACCCAACAGGAAGAAAGACAAGCGAUGAUCGACGAAUUCAAUUCGCCCGGUUCGGACACAUUCAUUUUCAUGAUCACCACCAGAACUGGUGGUAUCGGAAUCAACCUUCAAACGGCGGACACGGUAAUUUUCUAUGACCUGGAUUGGAAUCCUCAGGCAGACUUCCAGGCCGAAGAUCGUGCUCAUCGCAUUGGCCAGACCAAGCAAGUCCAUGUCAUCCGAUUCACAGUGGUCGGAACGGUUGACGAAUAUGUGCAUGUCUGUUCCAAUCGCAAACAAGCCCUGGAUAAGGCCAUCGUCCGCAAAAGUUUGGGUGAUGUCACCGAAUUCGCCGCGAUUGACCACCACCGCAAAAAUCUCGAAAACGUCAACUGUAUUGACGUGCCAGCGAUCGACGAACAGCUGAAUGAAAUGUUUGCGGAAAUCGAUCGAGGCGAGAGGAAUAGCAGGGACAACAGUCUGGUGAAAAGCAUACGUCUUAAAACUAAGCUGAUGCGAUCGCCCUCGGAGGAACGUGAACUCGACAGUAUUAAACCGGCUCCACCGCAAUUUGCGCCGGAGUUUGAGCUGCCUCGGCUGCGACCGCGCAAGCCGAAGCAAAUGCGCUACUACGAGCAGCUCGAUCUCAGUCAGGAGUGAGUCGACAAAUGACCUGGACUUUUAUGAUAUUAUUUUGUACCUAUUCUAAGUUUGACUCAUUCCAGUUACCCGUUAACCAGUGCCAAACAAUACUUUCCGUUUACAUUGAGGUUUACAUCACGCAUUACCAUGAUUUUACCAACCGUACCUGAAAAAGAAACUUUUGAAUUUCAAUAAACGAUAAGACUUAGUGCUCGA
Messenger RNA from Aedes aegypti (yellow fever mosquito), 2521 nucleotides. Its product is annotated as chromatin-remodeling complex ATPase chain Iswi. The transcript has 3 exons. The record is from RefSeq and is a predicted model, not a curated record. The coding region runs from base 200 to 2323 and encodes 707 amino acids. Gene Ontology annotation, molecular function: DNA binding; ATP binding; ATP-dependent chromatin remodeler activity. Gene Ontology annotation, cellular component: nucleus. Lineage: Eukaryota; Metazoa; Arthropoda; Insecta; Diptera; Culicidae.